CACUACAUUUAAAUAAAUAUGAAAUCGAAACAUUUAUAUAAAAGAAUGUAAGAUAUUUAUGUAGAACCAGCAAGAUGUGGCAACGAUAAUUUAAGACAAAUACAUGGAUGCAAGAUGAUUACCUAAGAUAAGCGGCAUUUAUUUGCCCCAACAAGACAUAUGCAAUUUUCUAUAAUAUUGUAAUACUAAUACCAUUGCAUGAAAAAUAAAUGGAAGACCAAUGCCUAAUAUUUGACUAUGACUCUAUAUAGAAACUAGUACUACAUAUAAAUAACAUGAAAUGCAUACCAUUUAUAUAAAAUAGUAUAUGUCAUUUAUGUAGAAGCAGCAAGACAUGGCAAUAAUUAUUCAGGAGAAAUACUUGGAUGCGAGGUCAUUGCAUAAGAUGCUAUUGGGCCUCUCUAAUAUAAAUAGCAACAAACGAAGGAGUUUAUUGGUAGCACCAAAUACAGACGAACAUAAGGAGGGACGAAUAUAAUAGAAGUAACAUCUUUGUUUCAUGGCACUCAUCGGGAGCACUACAACACGAUCGACGAUCGUGUGCUUGAUGGUUGUUGCUUUGGUGGUGUUUGCUACUUUGGUGGUGUUUGCUACUAUAAGCUUUACCUUGCCAUGUUGCCAUGCUGGCACUGAAUCUACUAAAAAGGUGGUGUGUGAGACGCUGGAUGCAUGUAUCUCUGACGCUGGAUGCAAAGCUAUCUGCGAGGGUAGUGGCAUGGUUUUCUACUAUAACGCGUGUGCGGGUCACGAUUUUCCAAUCUGUUGCUGCAUACCUAUGUAA
Messenger RNA from Triticum urartu, 781 nucleotides. The record is from RefSeq and is a predicted model, not a curated record. Lineage: Eukaryota; Viridiplantae; Streptophyta; Magnoliopsida; Poales; Poaceae.